ACUAAAAAAGAUAUGAUAUGAGAUAGAAAGGUAUCAGUGGCUGAGAGAGAGUUAGAAAGAAAUGACAAGAUUGGGGAAUGGAACUGGAAAAUUACUGCCAUUUGUGGGAAUGAUGGUGGCUAUGCUAACUCAAAGUGGCAGCAUGGUGGUAAUCAAAGUUGCCAUGAUUGAUGAUAUCAACAAAUAUGUCAUGGUUGUCUACUCUUUUGCACUCUCCACAAUCUUGCUUCUUCCCUUUGCCUUGUUUCUCCACAGGUCAGAACGUCCUCCUCUCACGUUCUCUGCACUCUGCAGCUUCUUUCUGCUUGCAUUCUUUGGGAGUUCAGGAACUAUAAUGGCUUAUGUUGGAAUUGAACUGAGCUCGCCGACACUUGCAUCAGCCCUUCUUAACCUCGUUCCAGCUUUCACUUUUAUACUUGCUCUCAUUUUCAGGAUGGAAGAAGUACGGUGGAGGAACUCAAGCAGCCAAGCUAAAGUGUUAGGAACAGUAGCAUCAAUUGCAGGAGCAUUUGUUGUGAUACUGUACAAGGGUCCUCUCAUCUUUAAGACGCAUUCGACUAACUUUUCUAACCAAAUCCUUCAAUUUUCAGCACAGCUAAAUUGGAUCUUAGGAGGGAUAUUCUGCAUUGCAGAUUCACUUUUUACUUCCAUGUGGUACAUAUAUCAGGCUUCGGUAGCAAAGAAAUACCCUGCUGUAACAGUGAUUGUAUUCUUCCAACUCUUAUCUUCAACCGUGCAGUGUGGAGUAUUUGCCUUAAUUGCUGUGAGGGAUCCGACUGAAUGGAAGCUCAACUUGGAUAUAGGGCUGAUUGGCGUUCUAUAUCAGGCAAUAGUUGCAACGAUGAUACGUUACCUACUAUGCACAUGGUGCGUCCUUAAAGCAGGUCCUCUGUUUUGUUCUAUGUUCAAACCUGUGGCAAUCAUUUUCACCACUUUCAUGGGUGCAAUCUUUCUUGGAGAUGAUUUCAGUCUUGGAAGUUUGAUUGGUGCGGUUAUAAUCGUGGUUGGAUUUUAUGCUGUAUUGUGGGGGAAAUCGAAAGAGGAGAAUGAGAUUGCAAAAGGGGUUGAGAACUUGGAGUCACCAUGCCAUAAUGUUCCUUUGUUGCAAGAUAGGAACAGGUUCAAGCUGUGAAGAUUUUAUCACCUUAUACUUGAAAACUUUUGGAUACUAAAAGUGGCUAGUCAGGCAAGCUAUCUAUAGAGUUGAUUAAUGACAUAUAUUCAAUUAUUUUAUCUAUAUGAA
Vigna umbellata (rice bean) is the source of this 1243-nucleotide messenger RNA. RefSeq names its product WAT1-related protein At5g40210-like. Lineage: Eukaryota; Viridiplantae; Streptophyta; Magnoliopsida; Fabales; Fabaceae. The record is from RefSeq and is a predicted model, not a curated record. Gene Ontology annotation, molecular function: transmembrane transporter activity. Gene Ontology annotation, cellular component: membrane.